Messenger RNA from Lathyrus sativus (Indian pea), 1050 nucleotides. NCBI's taxonomy places the organism in Eukaryota, Viridiplantae, Streptophyta, Magnoliopsida, Fabales, Fabaceae. The record is from the annotation of a GenBank genome assembly.
AUGUCGCAAACACGUUCUAAUUCCGACACGCAAUUAACUAUCCCCGAACGCGUUUUAUCCGCCGCCGGCGCCGCUUUCCUUUCCGCCGUCAUCGUCAACCCCCUCGAUGUCGUCAAGACGAGACUUCAAGCGCAGGCUGCCGGAAUUCCCUACCAUGACGCUUAUCGAAAGCCGUCUUUUCAAACUAACACGAUGCCACAGGAUGUUAAAUGUACAAGGGUUUCAAAAUCUCAGGCACUACCAUAUAAAGGGACACUAGAUGUACUCUACAGAGUUAUUCGUCAGGAAGGAUUUACCAGAUUGUGGAGAGGCACAAAUGCUAGUUUGGCAUUGGCCAUGCCAAGUGUAGGGAUUUAUAUGCCUUGUUAUGAUAUCUUCCGCAACUUUAUGGAGGAUUAUACAACUCAAAAUGCCCCAAAUUUAACGCCUUAUGUUCCGUUAGUAGCAGGAUCACUUGCACGCUCGUUGGCUUGCAUUUCUUGUUAUCCUGUAGAACUUGCAAGGACUCGCAUGCAGGCAUUUAGAGUAACACGAGAUGGAAAACUUCCAGGUGUGUGGAAGACAUUAUUUGGAGUGAUCAAUCCAGACAAGGGAACAAAUAUUCUUCAAAACUUACACAGGUACCGUUUCUGGUGGACAGGGCUUGGAGCACAGCUUUCUAGGGAUGUUCCAUACUCGGCGAUUUGUUGGGCAACUCUUGAGCCAAUAAGGAAAAAAAUUCUUGGACUUAUGGGUGAAAAGCCAAGUGCCGCAACUGUCCUUGGGGCAAAUUUUUCUGCUGGUUUUGUAGCAGGAACUUUAGCAUCUGCUGCCACAUGUCCACUGGAUGUGGUAAAAACCCGAAGACAGAUAGAGAAAGAUCCUGAAAGGGCAUUAAAGAUGACUACAAGAACUACAUUGCUUGAAAUUUGGAGGGAUGGAGGAUUAAGGGGGUUAUUUACCGGAGUUGCUCCCCGUGUAGGUCGUGCUGGUCCAUCUGUUGGCAUAGUUGUCUCCUUUUACGAAGUUGUCAAGUAUGCUUUAAAUCAUAGAUAUUCAACUUCAUCAUAG